AUGGGAGAAGGAGUGGGGUCCGUAAAGUCAAAUUUUGAUGUUCAAUCUUCCAAUUGUUCAAAGCUUAUCACAAAUCUUCAGGAGGCUCAGCAGGUUUUGAUACACUAUCAGCUACUGACCGAAAAGAGAAUAAAUGGUGGAUCUCAGCAAUGUUUCCUCCGUAAUCAUCACCGCUUCCAUGACUGGGUUGCUGACAUGCUUUCGACGACCCCAUCGCUCACAAUCCAAGUUAAUGGUUUUCUCGGCCUCUCCUGUGGAAUUUGCACGGCAAACCCUGCUAAUCUCGACCACCUCCUCCGCUCCAACUUCUCAAACUACGUGAAAGGCACCAGGUUCCAGUCCAUCCUUCACGACCUCCUUGGACACGGAAUCUUCAAUGUGGAUGGCGAGCUUUGGUUUACCCAGCGCAAGAUUGCCAGCCACGAAUUCAACACAAGAUCACUCAAGCAUUUCAUCUCAGACACUGUCCAAUCUCAACUUUCAAACUCUUUAAUUCCCUACUUAUCUAUUGCCUGCGAUAAUCGUGCAGUCAUUGAUCUACAAGAUGUUUUGCGUAGAUUCACUUUUGACAACAUUUGUAAUGUUGCCUUUGGUGUUGAUCCUGCGUGGCUGGACUCGAAGAGCGUUAGCGAAACCUCGUUGGUUUCCUCAUUUGUUCAGGCAUUUGAUUAUGCUGUGGAGGUCAGCUUUAACAGGUUCAUGCUGCCUUUGCCAGUCAUUUGGAAGAUCAAAAGGCUACUCAACAUUGGAAGUGAAAAACGAUAUAAAGAAGCUAUUAAAAUUAUAAAUGAGUAUGCUAUGAAUAUCAUAAGAUUGAAGGAGGAAAAUUGUCGAAACGACGACAAACAAGAGAAAAAUCAAGAUCUGUUAUCAAGGUUUAUGCAUUCUGCAUCAAACCUUGGAUUUCUUGAUCAAGAUCAGAGGAGGAGAUUCUUGAGGGAUAUAGUGAUCAGCUUCAUUCUUGCAGGUAAAGAUUCAACAUCAACAGCACUGACUUGGUUCUUUUGGUUAAUCGCUGGCCAUGCUCGGUGCAAGCGCUUGAUCUGCGAGGAAUUAUCGGCCACAUCUUCAGAGGCACGGCUGGGAAGUUUCAGUUAUGAUGAUCUGAAGAAAUUCAAUUACCUACAUGCAGCCUUAUCAGAAUCACUUCGACUGUUUCCACCAGUGCCAAUCAAUUCAAGAUUAACCAUAUCUGAUGAUAUCUUAAGCAGUGGCACAUAUGUAGGAAAAGGUUGGUUUGCUGAUUACUCUGCCUAUGCAAUGGGGAGAAUGAAGAGACUAUGGGGUCCCGAUUGCAUGGAGUUCAGGCCAGAGAGAUGGCUGGAUGAUGACGGAGUUUUCCAGCCACGUGAUCAGUUUAAGUUUCCAGUGUUCCAUUGUGGGCCUCGGGCAUGCCUCGGGAAAGAAAUGGCUUAUGUGCAAAUGAAGUCUAUCGCUGCAGCUGUUAUGUAUGAGUUUGAGGUUGUGGCUAUUGAUGGUGGUGGGUGUCGGGAGAGGAUGGCAAAUCCGCCUUACGUGUUAUCGCUCCUUCUCAAGAUGAAAGGUGGAUUGCAAAUCAGGCUAAAGAGAAGGUGA
Molecule: messenger RNA, 1575 nt
Organism: Fraxinus pennsylvanica
Lineage: Eukaryota; Viridiplantae; Streptophyta; Magnoliopsida; Lamiales; Oleaceae
Source: the annotation of a GenBank genome assembly